Trichomonas vaginalis G3 is the source of this 708-nucleotide messenger RNA. Its product is annotated as transcription-initiator DNA-binding domain ibd family. The transcript has a single exon. The record is from RefSeq and is a predicted model, not a curated record. Lineage: Eukaryota; Parabasalia; Trichomonadida; Trichomonadidae. Bases 1 to 708 code for a protein of 235 amino acids.
AUGGCAGAGCUCUGUACUCCUAACAUCGGCGGUAAGCGCUUUAUGUCCUUAACUGCUGGUUUCCCCAUCCCUAAGCAUAAGUCUGGGGCUCUUCAGCAAAUUCUUGGUAUGCAAUUUUACUUCCCAGAUGAAAUAGCUCGUGAUGAUUUCUACUCAUUCCCUAAGCCAAAAGAAGAAAAUGAAAAUCUUAAUCUUGUUAGCCGUUCUUUUAAUGCAUCAGUCACGGCACCUAAAUUGACCGAAAGUAGUUCGGAUAUGAUCAUUGAACCUCAUAAUAUUGGUUUAAUUCCGGCUUCUGAAUGGUCUCCAAGGCCUGUGUCUCUUGAAGAAAUUAAAUCGUCAUAUUUCACUAGGAGAAAUGGAACUUCGCGCUCAUUUGACGUUAAGUUAUAUAAUGCCCUUUGUAUCACCAAAAGUAAUCCCGCAGCGUAUAAGUUCAUUGGCGUUGCUUGGAUUGAUGAAACCCACUUUAAGAUUGAUGAGAAGAAAUUCUCUCAAUUUUUAGGCACUAAGUCUGAUUAUAUGACCUUGUUUGAUCAGCAAGGUCCAAUCAGCAAGUACGGUUUUGAACAGAUAUUCAAAGGAGCAAACCCCGCUUUCACAAGGAAUUCUUUAUGUGAUGAUGUUGAUGACUGCAAAGUUUGUAUAUUUAGUGAUCCUAUGCAUCGAUUUUCAAGAGACAAGCCAUUUACUCAUGUUGAUAUAUAA